Porites evermanni is the source of this 2400-nucleotide messenger RNA. NCBI's taxonomy places the organism in Eukaryota, Metazoa, Cnidaria, Anthozoa, Scleractinia, Poritidae. The record is from the annotation of a GenBank genome assembly.
AUGGUUGAUCUAAACUACGAUUUUAGCAUGAAUCAACUCCAGAAUCGGCUGGCAACGUUCAAAGACUGGCCCUUUACUGAAGAGACAGGUUCAUCAUGUACUGCAGAGAAGGUACUACCUUUAGAUAGGAGAGGAGAAAACAAAUUUUCCUUUAGAGCUAUAAAAAAUAAGUUUCUAAAAAUGUUGUGUUUGACCCAUUUUAUUUAAUAGUUGGCAUAGAUUAUGAAAUAUAACCUUAACUCCCAGUUUAUUAACCUGCGACUCCCAUAAGUGAACUUCCUCCCAGGCUAUCAGUUCAUUAGAAGUUCAAAAUUUGAUAUUCUUUGUUUCUUCUUUGACGCUCUGUAAACACUCUCAAUUCGAGAUUUCUUAUUUUAAGUAAAAAAAUUAAAACAAAUCAUAGAAUAAGAUUUUGUUCUCGUAAACUAUCUGUUUAAAUUACAGAAAAAAGAGUUCUUAUCCUAUGAUUAGUUUUAAAUUUUCUUGUAAAAUAAGAACAUGUUUUCUUAAAUUGAGAGACUAGGACCAAUCUUGAAUUUAAUGCAUCAGUCAAUUCCACCUGCGCCCAGCCCCCCCCCCGGGCAACUGCGGGGCAUUUGCCCGCCUUGUCAGUCCCGGGGGUGGGGCAUUUGCAAAUGUUGCACUGCCUGGGGGCCGGGCAUUUGCCAACCCCCGGGCCAAUCCCGAGCUUUUGACACGCACGCGGUUUCCUAUCAGAAUAUAAGGUUUUACUGGAAGAAAAGCAGAUUGGCUCAUUUGUCAAGGACGGAAAUAAAUUGUAGAGGGUUGUAAAGGCAUGUUCUCGAUUUAAAAUGUAUGUAUGCAUUUCUUCAUUGCUUAUCAAGCUAGCAUUACGUAGCGAAAUUGGAGCUAUCGAUGUGAAUCAACGUUUUUUGGUUAUUGAAUCAAAUUUCUGUUGAUAUUAUUUGAAGAACAUCCUUUCUUAUUUAUAAAACUAUUCAUAACAUAUAACUUUACAGCGCUCUAUUAAUUUUAAUGUCAAUAAUUUUAUACCAAUACUAAAACCAUAUUAAAACUGGUGCAAGCCGUCGCGGCGUGAAGUCUUAAUUAGAAUCCUCGCGCUAUUACAAAGGAAGACGUUAAUUAAACCAAAAAAAUCGCACAUUAAAAUGCUUAAAACGGCACUAUUUGUCUGUGCGAUCAAUGAAAAAUGUUGCAGUUUUGACGGAGGACGGGGCAUUUGCUCUCUUUUUUCGUCCCCACCCCGGGGAAUUUGACAGCUCAAGAGUCCCCACCCCCGGGAAUUUGCCAUCCAAGGCAAAAAAAAUGCUAAUGCCCGGGGGUCAGCCCGGGGGGGGCCUGGGCGCAGGUGGAAUUGACUGAUGCAUUAGGGUGAAAAAUUUCCAUUUGUUUAUUAGAUGGCUGAAGCAGGAUUUUUCCAUUCUCCUAAUGACCGUGAUGCGGACAUUGCACGCUGUUUUGUUUGCUUCAAAGAGCUGGAAGGAUGGGAGCCUGAGGAUAAUCCUAUGUAUGUAUUUAGUUAACCAGCAUUUCAGGUACAUGUACCUUUAAUACACUUACAAGUCAAAUUUCUAAUGCACAGAACUGACAACACUGACAUACAUUUUUUUUGUUUUAGGGAGGAGCACAAAUCUCAUUCACCUAAAUGUGAAUUUCUCCUGUUAAACAAGAAAGAGGCAGAUUGGACAGUUGAGGACUUCUUGGAACUGGAAACCAAAAGACAAAUAAACAGAAUGGUAAAGCUGUACAUACUAACAUACUAUCAAAGCAAUAGAUAAGUACCUGCUGUAGGUAUAUCCCUUCUCAGGUUAAACCAAAAUUUCCUUUGUCUCAUAUGAAUAACAAAAUAUUAGGGCUUGGAAACAAAGGAAAUUCUGAAUCAAACUAGGAUGAAUAAAGGUUUAACCUGAGAACAGAUUUUACCUACGGGAUACCUCUACCCCAAUACAAACUAUCACAUAUUCCCAGUCCCUGGGCAAUUUGUUAUAAAAGGGUUCCAACUUUCAUAGUUUUGUCUGAUUCAAAAGUAUUUCUCAAGUCUCCUUUUUGCUUAAAACAUGUUACAAAAACAUGUUAAUGAUCCCCUCUUAAAAAUUUAUUGAUAUACAGUGGAAGCUCUCAUGAACGGACAACCCUCAGGACAUAAAAAAGGGGCUGAAACUGGUUGCCCCUUACAGGAAUGUAAAAAUACAGAGUUAAUUGUAUGGAAGGUGAGAAAUAUGGGUAUUUGUGAGCGCGGCAGUGAGUAGAACUGUCCACUUACAAGAGUUUCCGUCAAGAGAACUACCACGGCAAUUCUGAUCACUGUUUUUUUUUUAUUUUUUUAUCUUAUUUCAGCAUAAGAUCAUUGAGCUGAAGACAAAGGAGUACAAAGAAUUAGCAGAGCAUGUCAAAACUGAGAUGGAAAAACUUGUUUAA